Clarias gariepinus (North African catfish) is the source of this 4468-nucleotide messenger RNA. RefSeq names its product lipase, hormone-sensitive b (gene lipeb). Gene Ontology annotation, biological process: triglyceride catabolic process; cholesterol metabolic process. Gene Ontology annotation, molecular function: sterol ester esterase activity; triacylglycerol lipase activity. Lineage: Eukaryota; Metazoa; Chordata; Actinopteri; Siluriformes; Clariidae. The transcript is spliced from 14 exons. Gene Ontology annotation, cellular component: cytosol. The coding region runs from base 30 to 2600 and encodes 856 amino acids. The record is from RefSeq and is a predicted model, not a curated record.
UGAGCGAGCAGGAACAGAGAGGGGCGGCGAUGAUUCACUUCAGAAAGAUGGCGUCGAGAAAGAAGGCUGGAAACGGCGUUCAUGAAAAGCCUGCGAAUGGGAAGCAUGUAUCCAAACAUAAAGACGGACCUGUAGUGAUGGAUACUACUGCCGUGUUUGCAGCCCUGUAUGAAGUGUGUGAGGAGAACGCCACUUUCUUUGCUGGCACCCAACCGGGAGAUGCUCCACACAGGCUGGUUGAAGCCAUGUUGACCAUUCAGAAGCAUGCUCGCAGCCUCGAGCCGGUCAUCUGUGGCUUUACUGCCAUCUACCAUCACUUCGACUUUGUCCCUCACAUUCCUGCUAAUGGAUACCGCUCACUAGUGAAGGUGGUACGCUGCUGUCUUCUUCACAUCAUCCACAAGGCACGUUACAUCACAUCCCACAGACGGAGCAUCUUUUUCCGUGCAGCCCAUCAAGCCGCAGAUAUGGAAGCUUACAGCUGUGCUCUGUGCCAGCUAAGGGCUCUGGUCUACCUCGCUCAGAGGCUGCUCCAUGACAACAGUCACGGCAACCUCUUCUUCCAAGACGAGAACGGUCUCAGCCAACUCUUUCUUCGGGAGUACGCCUCCAUGCACAAGGGCUGUUUUUAUGGCCGCUGUGUCGGCUUCCAGUUCACUCCUGCCAUCCGUCCACACUUGCAGAGUAUUACUAUAGGCUUGGUCGCUUUCGGAGAUAACUACAAGAAACAUCAUUCUGGCAUAGUGGAAACAGGAGCUAGUACAUCAUAUGGUGUUGCUGCUAGUUCUUUAUUUACCUCUGGAAAGUAUGCCAUUGAUCCCGAGUUGAGGGGCCUGGAGUAUGAGCGAAUCACUCAGAACUUGGACGUUCAUUUCUGGAAGACAUUCUGGAAUAUCACUGAAAGCGAAGUUUUGGCGGGCUUGGCAAGUAUGACCUCCACUCAGGUAAAGGUGAAUCGUACUCUCUCGGUGCCACCUGACUGCUUCGACCUACCCUUGGUGGAUGAUCCGACACAUACAGUUACGAUCUCCUCUCCGGUUGCUCAUGUCGGUCCUCGCCCGGUUCAGAUGAGACUCAUCUCCAGUGAUCUGAGGGAAGGACAGGACAAUGAGAAGCUGUUAGCAAUAUCCCGUUCUGAUGGUGGCUCGAUCUCGCUUUCUCUAAAGAUUAAGAAGAGCCCUCCAUCACCUUGGCUGGUGGUACAUUACCAUGGAGGAGGAUUCGUUGCACAGACUUCUAAAUCACACGAGCCAUACCUGAAAAGUUGGUCUCAGGAACUGAAUGCCCCAAUCCUGUCAGUAGAUUAUUCUCUUGCCCCCGAAGCGCCAUUUCCGCGUGCACUGGAAGAGUGUUUCUUUGCGUACUGCUGGGCUAUCAAGAACCACGACCUUCUGGGUUGGACAGGGGAGCGAGUGUGCUUGGCUGGUGAUAGUGCAGGAGGGAACCUGUGCAUUACCGUGUCAAUGAUGGCCGUGGCACAUCGAGUACGCUUGCCAGACGGCAUCAUGGUCGCAUACCCUGCCUUCAUGCUCACCACCUGUGCCUCACCUUCCCGUCUGCUCAGCCUUAUGGAUCCUCUCCUUCCCCUUAGCGUCCUGUCCCGAUGCCUCAGUGCUUAUGCAGGUCUGGAUCCUCAGGAGGAGAAACAGGUAGAGAAAGCCACCGCCCUGGGGACUGUAAGGAAGGACACUGCCCUCUUAUUCAAAGGCUUCAAACAGGGAGCCUCAAACUGGAUACACUCACUCCUGGACCACAACAAAGCAAGUGCAGAGACCAUAAGGAACAGCGUUUCUGAGGGCACUCUCAGUUCUACCCAGUCUGACCUUCUGGCUCCAGGACCGUCCUCUGGGUUCUCUGUGAAGGGAGACUCUAUGAAAAGCCACACAUGUGACAGUCUGGUCACCCACACUGCCAGGACAUUCACCAGCAGCAGCCCAAACAGCACAAGCUCUACUGCCAACCACAGUGCCAACCCCACAUUUCACUACCAUCCUCUCCUAAGCACCACAGAAAUCCUGGAAAGCAAGGACAUAAGUAUACUUUUCUCCAAAGAGGUAGACCCCUCCGUGUCAAGGUCCAUCUCAUCCGUGGCAGUGCCUCCACCUGAUGGGGACGAACACUCAGAAAACCCACGUGGCUUUCCUGGGGACUUUGAGCCAUUGCGGUCAGCGCAGCCUGCCAAAAUGAAUGUAGAUUCUUCACCUGUCUUUAGAAAUCCCUACAUGUCACCUCUCCUGGCUCCAGACCACAUGCUGAAGGGACUCCCUCCUAUUCAUAUAGUGGCCUGCGCUCUGGACCCCAUGUUAGACGACUCCGUAUCGUUUGCCGGACGACUACAGAACAUCCAGCAACCUGUGACUUUGUGUGUCGUAGAUGACCUCCCACAUGGCUUCCUCAGCCUGUCUCAGCUCACUAAGGAGACCCAUGAGGCUUCUAAUGUCUGCAUGGAGAGGAUCAGGGAGGUGUUCACUAUGAAAGAUCUGCCUCCAGAGAUGAAUAAACACCGCAAGCUGGAAAGGACCGAUCAUUGUGCUUCAGAUGCUUCUGCCAAGUUCUCUCAAAUGGAAACUGGUGAGGAUGUAAGAGAGGGUGUGGUUUAAAAGGUAAAAGGUGUUCUAACGACCAAAAUAAAAUGUUGUUCAGGGAAAAGGACAAAAAUAAAAACAUGAAAGGUUUUAAAAACAACAAUAAAAAAAUGAAGACUGAAAACUGCCUAGAACCACUGUGUAGUGUACCAGCAGAACAAGUAAAAUGAAGAAGAAGAAGAAGAAGAAGAAAAAAAAGUCUGAUGUCUAAUGUACAAUGUCUCACACUAAGAGUAGUGGGUCAGUGUUUGGCUUUCGUGUUUUAAAUUACAUGUGCGUGUGCACUUGCACUUUUCAAACAUGCACAACUUUAACUAAAUAUUGCCACUUUGCCUCUGCACUGUAUUGCUUUAUUGAGAUUCUGAUUAUGAAUCAUCCAAAUACCAGCAUGGAAACAAAUGCUUUCUGUCUUGUCCAGGCCUAAAGCUGACAUUUUUCGUAAAUGUUUUCACAAAACAGCUUUUUUUUUAUGCACAUUAUUACUCAACGUCAUGCUUAUGCCAUAGCCAAGCUUCCGAGAGUCAGUUAAACCAAAUGUUUUUGUUUGUGGUGUAUGUGGUUUAUGCCGUCUUAAUUACUUUGUGGUUGUGUGAAAGUGGAAACUGACGGUUCUGCUGAGAUGAUCGUGUUAUUACUGAAAAAAAAAGACAAUACUAAAUCAAUGUUUGACGCACAUGCCUUUUUAUAGUAGAUUUGUGUAUCGAUAGCUCCAGGGUUAAGGUUCAGAAGGAAGAAAGUUCAAUUCCCAAGAUUACCAAGAAGAGACCUACUACCGGGGCCUUAACCCUGACCCUCUCAGUUCCAAGCUUGUGUAAUAUCUCAAUUGUGAGUCAAUGUGUGUAAAAGUGCCUGCUAAAUGUGGAUUAUGUUUAUUGUGAGUACUUUACAUUUACUAAAUUUUAGUUUCAAUAUUUUUAUAGUUGUUAAUUAGGAAAAGUUUAAUGCUGCUUCAAUUACAAUACAAUAAACAAUCACAAGUCCUAAAUACUCAUCAGCAUAGUAGAAUUGCUGGGUUUUAAACACAGGAAGCUUUGACUUACAGAAUUAUAAUUUAGCUUAGCAUCAACCAUCCUCUGCGAGGUCAUUCAUAGCUAGUAAAAUUACAAUACGAAAUACUGUAUAACAAAAUAUUUUAGUUUUUUUUUCCAUUUCUUAGCCUCCUUUACUUGAUUUUCUUGUUCCACUUAUUGCUGGAUGUCACUACCUCUCUGUUUGGUGUCGGCUUUUAAAACUCCCUGCACACCGACCCAUUUCUUGAGCCCAGGAGGUAUUUUAUGGAACAUCCUUCCGCGACCUUGAACCAGUUAGACUAGUCAUUAAGCAGGGAUGUGUACUUUAUGACUGCGCUCCCUGUGCAGGUGUCAUUUGUGAAAUCAUCAUUUGACCCAGGCAGACUUUUAUAUUUCACUCUCCUCAGUUACACGACAGAAUCAAAGCAAAUCCAACAACUUUCAAGGACGAACAAAUUAUAAAAGUAUUAGCCAAGGGAAUAUUUCAGUUGAAGUUUCCUAUAGUCUGAUGUCAAAUAAAUUAACCCUUUAUUGAACUAGUAACAUAGAUAAAUGCAUUAAUGCAGACUUGUACUGUAUGUAAAUAAUUUAAUUUGUUAAGGGGUAAUAUUUGUUAGAAUCCAAUAAUAUUAGACAGAAUUAUUCUGCGUAUCCGUCAUCCUCUUUUUCGCCAACGUGCUAUUGGCAGGAUGUGCUUGGAUCCGUCAUUGCUUCUACAUCCCUGCAUGUUGCUGAUUAAGGUUUCUUUAAUUUUAUUUAGUGGAAAUUUAAGUGGAAGUCCUCAUUCACAAAUCCAUACAUUUUAAAUUCCAUUAAGUUACUAACAACUUAUUCGAAAUGUAGAAAAGCAAUGGUUUGCGUGCUUUUCUAGAU